Molecule: messenger RNA, 5964 nt
Organism: Lactuca saligna
Lineage: Eukaryota; Viridiplantae; Streptophyta; Magnoliopsida; Asterales; Asteraceae
Source: the annotation of a GenBank genome assembly
CUUACAAGAUGCUACUACACCCCACAUACGUUUCGUGAUAGCUCGGGCUUUCCUAUGAAAAAGUGUCGCACUUGCCACUCGCACCUGCCGGCGAUGGCCCAAUCCCGUCGAGCCGUCGACUGCGGGAAAACGUAACUGAACAGCGCGUGCAUGCCACUCACUUUUUGAAAUAAAUCUUUUUUCUGGUGGUCUGGUAUUGCUAAACAGCGGCAUUAAAGUUGGGAAUUUUACGUUACAUCAAAUCCUAACCAUCCAUCCAUCUUAGUUUUCAUACAUUUCAAAGAUCAAUAAGAAAACCACUUAUUAGGUUUUUGUAUGCUAACACUACCACCGUAAGUCCGUACUACACCCAUUUGUUCUUGAAUUUGAAUUGCUAGCCUCUUUGUUAUUUUCAUCAAAAGAACGAAAAAGAUAAUUUCUUUAAAAGAUUCCAUCUUUUGGUAUUCCAAGAAUCGUAUACCCAAUUCAAUGUUAAGGUGUUUUCUUUUCUCCCUCUCUUGUUUCUAAUUGAAUUGAAGGAGCAAUUCUAGGGUUUUUGAGAUUAGGGGUUUUCUUUCCGAAGUUGCUUUUUCUUGCGGGUCGUCUAGAAUUAUAAAUGGAAAUGGAAGAGGUUGCUGCUAUUGAAGACGAUAAUUCAAGAAAUGUCACUGGCGAAGAAGCUGUCGGCAUUGUUACAGAAGGAAAUCAGGCUGACAUGACUGUUGCUGUGGUAAUCGAAAACGAUGACGGAAAUGCAAUUCUGGAAGCUGAAACGGAUAAAACCCUUGCAGAGGAUGAGAAAUGGGGAUUGGUAAGUGAAGAAAAUGGUGUUAACAGUGAGAUGAAAGAUGAGGUUGGUGUUAAAAAAAAGAGGAACCGGCCAAAGAAGGGUGAUCGACCAGGGCCAGAGGACAGGGUGAUAGUUGUUGGUCUUCAUUGCGCCAGUGCUGGUUUUGAUUUUUUUAACAAGAAAGGUCGACCUUCUGAUUCAAAACACAAUAAGAGAAAGUUUUCUUCUUUGAUCGACUUUGGUUCAAAGGAGAAGAAAAGGAGGAAGCUCAUACAUGGUGCUAAUGGUGUUGGUAUUAAAAUCAAGCGUGUAGGACGACCAAAGGGUUCAAAGAACAAGAAGAAGAAAAUUGGUAACGGUGAUAUUAUUCCAGUUAUGAACGGAAAUUUUGAUGACAACCAUUCUAAAAGUAUAGACGAAGGUGAGGGAGGUGAAACCGAAAACCAUGGUGUUAAAGUCAAGCAUGUAGGUCGACCAAAGGGUUCAAAAAACAAGAAGAAACUUGGAGUUGAUGAUGACAUGUCAAUUAUGGAGUUUGGUAUUAAAAUCAAGACUGAUGGACGAGGUAGACCAAAGGGUUCAAAGGACAAGAAGAAGAGGCGCCGAAAACGUUUACGAAAUAAUGUUGAUGAACAUGGCAAUCCAAUGGAAUCAGUACCUUCUUCUUCAUGUGGAGGUUUCAGAAAUAAGUUACAAGCGAAGAAACCACGGUUAAUUGUAGCAGGUGAAAUCAUGGCUUAUUCUUCUGAUGUUGAAAACGUCAAGGCAGUGGACCCUAGUAGCCCAAUAAGGCCCAAACGAAAGCCCAGGAAGUCUAUUGAUGGGUGCGAGGGUAAUUUGAAUUUGAAGUGUCAUCAGUGCUUGAGGAACUUAAAAAACGUCAUCUUUUGUUCAAACUGCAAACGAAAACAUUACUGCUAUAACUGCAUUGUAAGUUGGUAUCCAGAGAGAACAAAAGAAGAAGUCAAGGAUGCAUGUCCAUAUUGUCGAGGGAAUUGCAAUUGCAGAGCAUGUCUUCAAGCAAAUGUAAUCAUAAAGGCUAGUCAUGAAGAAGCCAAUGAAGACAUCAGAUUGCAAAGAUCGCUUUACCUGCUCAAGAAAACUCUACCUCUCUUAAAACAUAUUACAGAAGAACAAAGAUCCGAGCUUUUAAUGGAGGCUAGCAUACUGGGUGUUGAAUUAACAGAAGAACAAGUACCCAAAGCUUCAUUUGAUGAAGAUGACAGAGUCUACUGUGACAACUGCAACACAUCGAUUGUGAACUUCCAUAGAAGCUGUCCAAGUCCAGAUUGCUCCUAUGAUAUUUGUCUCAACUGUUGUCGUGAGCUUAGAGAUGGAAUCCAGCCUGGCGGAAGUGAAGCUGAGUCAUCAUUUCAGCAAUUCAUUGAGAAUUCACAGCUUCAGGGUACAGAUUCAAAAGGACAGUUUUUCGGUUGGAAAGCUGACUUUAAAGCACACACUUUUAUCAACUCGUUAGACUUCCCUGCUUGGAAAGCAGAAAAUGACGGUUCUGUCCCUUGCCCCCCAAAAGCCCGUGGAGGCUGUGGGAAUGGAAUGUUACAGUUAAGACGAGUUUUUGAAGCCAAUUGGGUUCAGGAACUCGUUGAGAAGGCCGAGGGCUUAACCGUCAAUUUCCAGUUGGCUGAUAUCGAAACUGGAGAAAACUGUUCAAGUUGUAAUGUGGAAAAUCAUCAUCAUCAUGGACAUGGUGUAAGGAAAUCGGCUUCUAGGGAGGGUAGUAGUAAUGACAACAAUUUACUGUAUUGCCCUGAUGCUAUUGACUUAGAAGACAAAGAUUUUGAACAUUUUCAAAUGCAUUGGAGAAGAGGGGAACCCGUUGUGGUUAAAAAUGUCCUGAAAAAGACAUGUGGACUUAGCUGGGAACCAAGGGUGAUGAUGCGGGCUUUUAGGAAUGCUAAAAAAAGGUUAAAAGAGGAAAAUCAAUGUGUCAAAGCUAUCGACUGUUUGGACUGGAAUGAGGUUGAGAUUCAUUUGAAUCAGUUUUUUAGAGGGUAUGUAGAGGGGCGUAGGCAUGGAAAUGAAUGGCCAGAGAUGUUGAAGCUUAAAGAUUGGCCACCAACAAAUUCAUUUGAUGAGUGUUUACCAAGGCAUUGUGAGGAAUUUAUUGCAAUGCUUCCAUUUAGUGAUUAUACACAUCCGAGAUCUGGUCUUUUAAAUCUUGCUACAAAGCUUCCGGAUGGUUCUAGAAGGCCGGAUUUGGGUCCUAAAUCUUAUAUUGCUUACGGGUUUCCGGAAGAACUCGGUAGAGGCGAUUCGGUUACAAAACUACACUGUGACAUUUCUGAUGCUGUAAAUAUAUUAUUACACACAACUAAAGUAAAAGUUUCUUCCAAAGAGCUUAAAAAAAUUGAUGAAAAGCGAAAGGAAUACAAAGCUGAAGAUACGGGUCCCGUGUCAAGUAUGAGUCCACUUAAAACAGAACCUCCACCAACAGAUUCAUGUAAUGGUGAUUCUUUGUGCAUUAAAAAAGAAAAAGAAGAAGAAGAAGAUGUUGAUGAAAGCAAGGGUUUUGUGGUCAGAGAUCCAAGCAUUGACCAAAAUGUGAAUGGAAGCAGCCAAGAUUUUCAAGAAACUGAUGAUGGUAUUGGUGGUUGUAAUAUUGAAUAUGGUGGUGCUUUAUGGGAUAUUUUUCGUAGGCAAGAUGUACCAAAGUUGACCCAAUAUUUGACCAAACAUCAAAAAGAAUUUCGUGGCAUUAACAAUGCUCCUGUGAGCUCUGUUGUUCAUCCUCUCCAUGAUCAAACCUUUUAUUUUGAUGAAAAGCACAAGAAACAGCUCAAGGAAGAAUUUGGUGUGGAGCCAUGGACAUUUGAACAAUACCUUGGUGAAGCUGUUUUCAUCCCUGCAGGUUGUCCACAUCAAGUUAGAAAUAGACAGUCAUGCAUUAAAGUGGCUCUUGACUUUGUGUCACCGGAUAAUGUUCAAGAGUGCAUACGUUUAACAGAAGAGUUCAGAUUACUUCCAAAAACACAUAGAUCCAAGGAAGAUAAACUUGAGGUGAAGAAGAUGGGGUUGUAUGCUGCGAGUCUUGUUAUUGAUGAAGCCAGUAAAUUGAUGAUGAAAAACAAUUCUGAAUCGCAAACUGAUCCUCCAAUAGAGCAAGUGAAAGAAAAUUUGGAGCAAAGUGUGGAAUCAAUGGAAGCUGACGUGUCAAGAGAAGUAAAAGCGACAUCACUCUGUUUGUAUCUUGAAUCCGACAACGACCCAUACAGAUCUUUGUUAAAUCGUUUUAGACAUUUGAUGCUUUCGUCAACAGCCAUGGCUGCUGUUGCUGCUCUGAGAUCGAAGUCAUCCAAAGCCACAUCUUCUUUAUCAUCAGUCUCACAAUUCAGAUACUUUAUUUCAACUCACCGUAUGCACGGUGGUCGUAUACCCAAUUUCCAAGUCACUUCUUCAAUACCUACAACAAACAAAUUAGACGAAUAUUUCCCUCAUCAUCACCACCAACACCAAUCUUUCAAACCGUUUUCCCUCUCCGGUGAACUUGUCGAUAAGGGUUACGGUUUUUUCAAGAGUAAUAAUAAAAGGAGACUAGUCAAUUUGUCCGGUGGUAAAGGUAGUGGUGGUUUCGGUGAUCCGCCAGAGGUUUGGCAGCCUCCCGGGGAUGGGAUUGUUCCUCAGCCGGGUUUUAAGAUGGUUCCGGUAUCCAGCGGCGAUGAGAGUGAAACAAGAACCGGUGGGUUCGGGUCGGGUUCUGGAGAUGGGAAUUGGGGAGGAUCUUCGUUGGGGCAUAGCUUCCCAACACCUAAAGAGAUCUGUAAAGGGCUUGAUAAGUUUGUGAUUGGUCAAGAACGAGCUAAAAAGGUACUUGCGGUGGCUGUUUACAAUCAUUACAAGAGAAUCUCUAUUGACAGUUCGCGACAUUCAAGAAAUGACAAGACGAAUGCCAUGGAUGAUGAUGAUGCAGUUGAGCUUGAGAAAAGUAAUAUCCUUCUAAUGGGGCCAACCGGUUCAGGGAAGACACUUCUUGCAAAAACAUUGGCACGAUUAGUGAAUGUUCCUUUUGUUAUAGCAGAUGCUACUACACUCACCCAGGCAUGCUAUGUUGGAGAAGAUGUGGAAUCCAUUUUAUACAAACUCCUGACUGUAUGUCCCUUAAUAGUUGCUGAUUAUAAUGUUGCAGCAGCUCAACAGGGCAUUGUGUAUAUAGAUGAAGUCGACAAGAUUACAAAGAAGGCUGAAAGUGUUAACAUUAGCAGAGAUGUUUCUGGUGAGGGUGUCCAGCAGGCAUUAUUAAAGAUGCUAGAAGGGACUAUAGUCAAUGUCCCUGAAAAGGGUGCACGGAAGCAUCCUAGAGGAGACAACAUUCAGAUUGAUACUAAAGACAUCCUGUUUAUUUGUGGGGGUGCCUUUAUAGAUCUUGAAAAAACCAUUUCAGAAAGACGCCAAGAUUCUUCUAUUGGUUUUGGUGCACCUGUUCGUGCUAACAUGAGAACUGGAGGUGUUACAUCUGCUUCAGUGACUUCAACUUUAUUGGAGACUGUUGAAAGUAGUGAUCUUAUUGCAUAUGGUCUCAUACCUGAAUUUGUUGGAAGGUUUCCAAUUCUUGUCAAUUUGUUAGCUCUUACAGAGCCUCAACUUGUUCAGGUGCUAACUGAGCCAAAGAAUGCAUUGGGGAAACAGUACAAGAAGUUAUUUCAGAUGAAUCAAGUUAACCUACAUUAUACAGAAAGUGCUUUGAGAUUAAUUGCAAGAAAAGCAAUAACUAAGAACACUGGGGCCCGUGGUUUGAGGGCCUUACUGGAAAACAUAUUGAUGGAUGCCAUGUAUGAGAUUCCUGAUGAAAGAACAGGUAAAGAUAUAAUAGAUGCUGUGGUUGUUGAUGAAGAAGCAGUUGGGAGUGGUGCUAAAAUCCUCCAUGGUCAAGGUGCUCUUGCCCAUUAUCUAUCACAACAUUUACAGACGAGUGUAGAUAGGGCGGCAGAUGGUGGAGCCGAGGCGGAGAUGGAGGCGGAGGCGGAGGCGUUGCCUUCUAUUGCUGCCAUGUAAAUCAUGGGAAAGAUUGCAUCAGUCACCAUGUGUAUGUAUAUAUAGAUAAUAUGUACUGAUUUAAAGCUCUAAUGAGAAACAUUAAUUUAAUAAUUAAAUUUGUGUUGGAUGCUUUCAUCAUUAUUGCAAUCAAAUGUCAAUAUGUUGUAUCAUAUCAGUAAAAUAACAUGAUAUAACUUUUUUUU